Triticum dicoccoides is the source of this 2007-nucleotide messenger RNA. RefSeq lists its product as uncharacterized. Gene Ontology annotation, molecular function: protein binding. The record is from RefSeq and is a predicted model, not a curated record. The coding region runs from base 197 to 1546 and encodes 449 amino acids. The transcript is spliced from 13 exons. NCBI's taxonomy places the organism in Eukaryota, Viridiplantae, Streptophyta, Magnoliopsida, Poales, Poaceae.
ACACGAGCCGCGUCCGUGGGUCGAACACCCGCACCUUCCCAGUCCCCUCGCCUCCCCUCCCUAAACCUUUAUCCGCGGCGCAGAAACCCUACUUCAAUCUCGUCGCCGGGCCGGGACGACGUGAUCGAGGAUCUCGUCGCUUCUCUUCUUCGAUCGCGUCUGCCGCAGUCGCCAGCCCCCGCAGGUUCUAAGAAAGAUGCCUCCUCAAAGGGCGAGGAGGGGUCGCAGGCAUGGGGGUAAUCCCAGGACUCAGGAAGAUGAGGAUCAGCUUAGGGUCCAACAAUUCAUAACCGCUACACUCUAUGCCACUACUAGGAAGGAUAAAAAGAGUAUUAAAGACGAGGCCAAGACUAUGGGAGAGAGUGAGAAAUACGUAAACCUUUUUGCAAACAAUACGCUUCAAGGUGUGGGUGUGCUCAGCUUUGCUUUAAUGGAGAAAAACAACUUGCUUGCCACUUGUUUACUGGAAUAUCUUCAUUCCGACCCAAGCUCUAGGCUUCAUGACAAGGCUGGACGAACUCCCCUGCAUUUUGCUGCCCGAGGUGGAAACAUUGUCUUGAUGGACACUCUGGUGAACACUCAUCACGUUGAUGUGAAUGCAACUGAUAAUUCAGGGUUAAUUCCAUUGCAUUUGGCAGUUUUCUAUGAUAAUACUGAUGCUCUCCUUGAACUGAUGAGGCUGGGAGCAACCAUUGAGGGGAAUACUUGUUUUGGGAAGGCUAUCCACGCCGCUGCCUUUUUAGGAAGUCUUGGGGCUAUUAAAGCUAUUCACCAGGAUUUCCCCAAUGAGGUAAACAUUGCUAGUGCUGGAAAUUUCACACCACUUAUUUGUUCCCUGUUCGGCACUUCAGUUCACUGUCAGAACUUUCUUGCAGGGGUAUCUGAUGUGGGUACUCUUCCCUUAUUCACUAAAGUGGCAUUGGUUAAAACCAAUGAGGCUGAAGCUCAUGCUCUUAUGAAAAUGCUUUUAAACCAUGGAGCAGAUGUGAACAUAUUGGACCAGGGUUUUCUUGAAGAACCAGCAUUGAUCAUCGCCGCCAAAAACGAAUGGAAUCUGGUCAUCGACCUUUUAUUUCAUAGAACAAAACAGAUAGCUGGCAUAGAGGACUGGACCAUUGCAAAUUUACUCAUCCAUGUCCAGACAGAAGAGUUUUUGCAUCAGGACCGUUUGAGGAAAGCAAAUAAAAUCCAGCAGCUGCGCCCCAGAAUAAUUGUUGAACUGGAAGCUAGAAAUGUUGUUGUCGCGAUCUAUCUUUGCAAGGCUUUAAAAUCUGAUAUGGAUGAAUGGGACUGGAGCAACAUCAGCAGUCUAUGCGACCUCUGUGUACAUUUUGGAAUGACGUCAUCUGAAUAUGAAGUAACAGUGGAAUCUAUUUCUACGUACACAAGUGCUUAUUUCUUAUAUAAGCAAUAUGAUAAGGCUCUUUUAGCUGUAAAGGCUUGUCUUGCCCUGGAACCAGACAACCAGGAAUUGAUCAGACUCCACACAAAGGUGAAAACGUUAUCUGAAGAGACUACAGCGAGUACAAGUGGGCGUUCGCAGUAAAGCUGAGUGUCUUCGAUCACAAUGUCUCUGGGGUACACCUGUCGCAACUUCUGGUUACUGUUUGGUUGAUCUAGUGUAGUUAGCCUAGCUGUUUCUGGUUAUGUUUGGAGUCUGAUGAUAUAUGCGAAGGUUUCCAGUCUUGAGACUGGCUUCGUGUGUGGAUCUUGCAUGAUCCGGUUUUUAUGUGCUGUGGUUCUUUGCAACCCAACAAUGCAAGGUAACUCUAAAUGUUUCUAGCUGGGAGUUUUGAGUCUUGUGCAGCCUGAUGAUAUAUGUGAGGGUUUCCAGUCUGAGACUGGCCUCAUGGUGCGGGUAAACAGACCUUGGUGAUGAUGUGACUGGAUAGGAUUCUGCUAAAAAAACUGUUUGAUUUGACCAUGAUGGUCUAAUCAGUGUUCGGUGAUGAUGUGACUGGAUACAUUUUGGUUAAUGGAAUCAUGAUGUUCCCACUGUUCUUUAAA